Molecule: messenger RNA, 1548 nt
Organism: Neltuma alba
Lineage: Eukaryota; Viridiplantae; Streptophyta; Magnoliopsida; Fabales; Fabaceae
Exons: 4
Coding region: 1-1548 (515 amino acids)
Source: RefSeq, a predicted model, not a curated record
AUGUUUAAGUACCUUGUGGAAAGAUCAGAAGUUCUUGAGCUGGGAAAUUUAGGACAAACAGGAUGGAAAAGUCUUGUCCCUGACAUUAUUCCUGUGGAAGAUGAAGGCAUGGAUAAUUUAAUCAAGCUUUACUUGUAUGAAUGGACUGACAUCGAGUGCCUUAUUGAUAGUAAUCAGCGUCACAAUUGUAACAUGACAGUCUUCUUGAACUUGAUUGAGUUGCAUCUGGAUAAUGUGGAUGUGAAAGAAUUAUGUUGGGGUGCUACGCCUUCAGGCUUUCUUGAGAAGUUACAGAUUUUAAAGUUAAAGGGUUGUAGGAAACUGCAAAACAUAUUCUUAGAUGAAACUCUCAAACUUCCUCAUUUGAGGGUAUUGAAAUUGAAAGAUUGCACAAUGUUCCAACUAGCAAUUUUCAAACCCUCUAUUGCUCAAAGUCUUGGGCAAUUGGAAGAAUUAGUAGUUGAAGGUUUUGCAGAAUUGAAAAGCUUAAUCGCAGAUAAGAGUUCAGAAGAAGAAAUGGGGGUUGUUCAUGAUCAAAAAGGUGAUGGCUCAUUGUUUCCGGCAUUAAAGUCUCUUCAAAUUGCAGAAUGUGGCAAAUUAGAAAAGGUAUCUUCAUUCCUUCUAGCUGGAGACCUUCCCAAUUUGACAGAUUUAUAUAUAGAUGAUUGCGCAGAGCUAAAAUACAUAUUCAGUGAAUAUAGAGGUCAAGUUGUGCAACAGGAAAUCAAAAUGCUCCCUUCGCUAGCAGAAGUGAGACUUUUUCGAGUACCAAGUUUCAUUAACAUAUUUCAAAAAUGCAAGAGAUAUGUGCUAAGGCCACCGCCUCAAGUUUCGAAAGAAGAUUCAAAGGAGAGACCUAAGAACUUUAAGAUGAGUUCAUUCUCGUGGGCUCAUAGGUGUUGUUUUUUGGGCCCAACUACAGAUACUAAUAUUGGAGUUUCUAACGUCACUCUGCUAAAAGAGCCAGUUUAUAAUGGGAUUGUUAUUGAGAUAUAUGAUCAUAUGAUAGAAACUGAGUGUCUUAUGAGACAACCAUUGAGCCUACAAAAUAUAAGGCAGAUGAUGCUUGUUGGAUGUUCAAAAUUGAAGUCACUAUUCAGUGUAUCCAUUGCCACAACCAUCAUGUUGGAGUAUCUGUAUGUUGAGGACUGUGAAGAAUUGAAGCACAUUAUAACAAAUGAGGCAGAGGAUGAUGAUGUCCAUCUCAACUGUACCUCCAUCUUCCCAAAACUACAGAGCCUCUAUGUUCAUAAUUGCAAUAAAUUGGAAUUUAUAUUUCCAUCCACUCUUUCCGGAGGUCUUCAAGAAUUAAAAUCUAUACAUAUUUUGGGAGCUGAUGAGCUGAAAUAUGUUUUUGGAAAAUACGAUGAAGAAGAGUGUCUAUCAAAUGAGAAUGAAAGUAAUGAGCCUCACAUUCAUCUUCCUGCAUUGGAAUCACUAGACCUCUAUUAUGUACAAAAUAUAAUCAGCAUUGGUAUCAAGAAACGUCAACCAGAGUGCCCAUCUCUACAGAUUGUGGAAGCACCAAAGAUUGUAGAAAGUGAUUAG